UUCCUGGGGGACAUUUUCUGCAGAAAAUGUACUUUUAAUUUGACAGUGCUGAUGAUACUUAGUAAGGUACCAAGUACCAAGUAAUGGAGUAUUUUUACACUGUGGUAUGAGUACUUUUACUUAAGUAAAGUAUCUGAGUACUUCUUCCACCUCUGGUCAAAAGACAUGAUCAACAGCUUUACAAGUUUGCAAGUAGGGCUAAAAGUGAAACAUUUUUUCUUUUAUCUUUUAUUUAAGUCCAAAAUUUCACUUUUAUCAGUUUGAUAAAUACAGACCCUGCAUAUCUCUUUCACCGCCCAUACAAACAUUAUGUGAUUAAGAUACACAGAUAAUAGAAAUAUAAUGUGUAUCAUGUGAUACCACCUCUCUCUGUUUGUCUCUUUCUUUCAAUCUCUCCCUAUCCUCGGGCCUACUUCACCCUCCCCUGCUGGCUAUUUCCUCACCCUCGCUGCGUGUGCUGUCAAUAAUUGAUGAUCUUUACUGACUCAAAGGGUAACAGGUCCCGGAGAAAAUGUCUCACCCGUUUCUUUAUUAAUUUAAAAGCCUAUCUUUAAGUUAAGUCGGUCUAAGAAACCAUCACAAGCGUUUAUUCAAGCGCGAGGAUCGAUGGCACGAAGCAGCCUGACUGUGUCCGUUUUACAGUUAGUGGCAGCUGCGACACCUGCGCCAAUGAGCGGGUUAAUGCUGCCUGUCUGGCUGACAGCAGGACAGAGGGAGGAAAGGGAAGCUUAAAUGAGUGAGAGGCAGGGGGCUGAGAGGAGGAGGAGUGGCAGAAUGAUAGAGUGAAUUAAUUCAACCUUAGCCAGCCCUGAUUGACUCGGUAGCAAAUCGGCAUGUACAAAUAUUCACAGUGACACCAAAGCCAUGGAGAAAGAAAAGAGGAAUGACAUGUCCUUCUCCAGAAAGAGAAGUUUCACUUUUGGGGCAUAUGGAGGUGUGGACAGAUUCACAUGUGGGGAUGAGACGAGACCUGAAUCUGCAGAGGACAACAUACUGGACAUCCUGGACUCUUCUGCCAGUGAGAGCAAGCCUUCUCUCUCUGCCAGCAGCAACCAGAGGGACACAGAGCUGUUUGAAAUCAUUGAAAAGCUGCAGGGCAGCAGGAUCGAUGAGCAGCGGUGUGAAUUCCCUCUUCCUCUGAAGUCUCAGCUUUUAACGAUAGGAGGAGACCUGCCGCUCAUCCUCCCUUCAAAGUUGGGGGGCUACUGGAUAAACCCCCCUCUGGAGAGGCUUGUAGAUGUGAGUCCCACCUUGUCUCACUAUGGCCUCGAUCCAGAGAGCUACGACAUCAUGGAGAGAGACAGAGAGGCCAAAAUCUACCACGAGUUCUUCCGCUUACGAUACCAUCACUCAUUCACAGCAGUGGAUCCAUCUUUGGGGCCCCUGGUUCUCUCUGUGUGUUUGGAGGAAGAGGAGAACAAGCUGCGGGUGAUACUAAGAAUGAAGGAGUGCUCUCUGCAUGGAGUUUUCUCUGUCUCUCUUUUCCCCAACAUCCCAUCUGCUGUUGAAUUAGCAAAGAUGCUCUGUGACAGAGUGACUGUCUCAAAGUUUGAAGUGGUCAGCUACCUCAAGGCUCCAGAACUCAUAACUGCAUUUGAUGAACACAGAGUGUCUCCUAAUUUCAAGUUUGGCGUUUUGUACCAAAAGGAUGGGCAGUUCACCGAGGAGGACAUACUUAGUAACAAUGAGGAAAGUGAAGGGUUUAUAGAGUUCCUUUCUAUUUUGGGAGAGACGAUUCAACUGCAAGGCUUUACCGGGUUCAGGGGAGGACUGGAUGUGUGUCAUGGUCAGACAGGAAGUGAAGCAGUCUUCACUUCCUUUCAUGGGAGAGAAAUCAUAUUCCAUGUCGCAACUAAACUGCCUUUCACAGAGGGUGACCCACAGCAGUUACAAAGAAAAAGACACAUUGGUAAUGACAUUGUAGCUUUGGUCUACCAGGAGGGCCAAACCCCUUUUCUAUGUGACGUUAUCAAGUCUCACUUCCUGCACUGUUUCCUGGUGGUCCGGAGGAUUCAGGGGGAGGAGGAGACAGGUGCUUACCAGGUGUCUGUCACAGCCAGAGAGGAUGUUCCUCCCUUUGGUCCGGUCCUCCCGGAUCCUCCCAUCUUCACUGAUUGUUCCCUGCUGAGAGAAUUCCUUCUGACCAAACUCAUCAAUGCCGAGAUUUCCUGCUAUAAGGCUCAACGAUUCAGCAGACUAGAGCUCCGCACUCGUUCGUCGCUCCUAGAGAGCUUGCAGGCUGAACUUUCCACCCGUUCCCAGUGCAUGAUGGGGGAUCCAUUACUGUCUGCUCUCCCAUCUUCUGAGGGUGUACGGGGGGUGUCUGAGGGGAGUGGUGGAUUCAUUGAAAACUUUAAGAGAGCCAUAAGAGUGCGAAGCCACUCUUUUGAGACUCUUGGGGUACCCAGGAAGAUAGGUGGCAGUGCAUCACAAAAGCCUAAGACAGAGAAAGAUGGAGAGAGUGAGAAAUCUCCAGGACCUCUGCCUGCUCUCUCUGACAGUUUGGGGCCAGCUGAACUCAAAGAUCAAGCAAGUCCUCAAGAAGAGACAUAAAAGGACAUUUUAACUUGAAGACUUUAGACAUUAAUAUACUUAUAGACAUUGCUAGCCUAUAUGGUUACUUCUUUAUUAUCCUGGUGGAUGGCUUAUAUGUAAAUAGAGUGUAAAAGUAAAUAGUAUUUCUGAGAAUAUAAUUAUUUUACUGUCAUAGCAGUGAUAUUCUACAUUAAUGAAAAGCUUUACAUUGUAUUUCAAUGAAAUGUUUAACAUAUAAAACUGCCAGGAAAGGCUAAAAUUGACACUUGAGUUUACACUUGUGUGUUUAUAUUGUCAAUAAAACCGUUUUACUUCAACAA
Molecule: messenger RNA, 2855 nt
Organism: Siniperca chuatsi (mandarin fish)
Lineage: Eukaryota; Metazoa; Chordata; Actinopteri; Centrarchiformes; Sinipercidae
Gene: rap1gapl
Product: RAP1 GTPase activating protein-like
Exons: 19
Coding region: 865-2553 (562 amino acids)
Biological process (GO): regulation of small GTPase mediated signal transduction; activation of GTPase activity
Cellular component (GO): cytoplasm
Molecular function (GO): GTPase activator activity
Source: RefSeq, a predicted model, not a curated record